UAGAGGCAAAGGCAAACAGAGAGAAAAUGACUUGCUUCUUCUCAAAAGGGUAUAUUCUAGUCAUUCUCCUUUUAGCAAUUUUCUUGGUUAGUGAAGCUCACCAAUGUCGUCCAAGCGGAAGAAUCAGAGGAAGGAAGCCCCCUCCUGGACAAUGUAACCAGCAGGAUGACUCUGACUGCUGUAAAGCUGGAAAAAUGUACCCAACCUACACUUGCUCACCACCAAUGUCUGGUAACACCAAGGCAUACCUCACUCUCAACAGCUUUGAGGCAGGUGGUGACGGAGGAGGCCCAUCCGAAUGUGACGGAAAGUAUCACAAUGACAACACUCCAGUUGUUGCAUUAUCCACCGGAUGGUACAACGGUGGAUCAAGGUGCCUUAACAACAUCAGAAUUAAUGGUAACGGGCGUAGCGUGGUGGCCAUGGUGGUGGAUGAGUGCGACUCUACUGAGGGAUGUGAUGCAGACCAUGAUUAUCAGCCUCCUUGUCCCAACAACAUUGUUGAUGCCUCCAAGGCCGUCUGGAAAGCCUUAGGUGUAUCUAAGGACAACUGGGGUGGCUUGGAUAUCACAUGGUCUGACGCUUAG
Molecule: messenger RNA, 587 nt
Organism: Rosa chinensis
Lineage: Eukaryota; Viridiplantae; Streptophyta; Magnoliopsida; Rosales; Rosaceae
Product: putative ripening-related protein 1
Exons: 1
Coding region: 27-587 (186 amino acids)
Source: RefSeq, a predicted model, not a curated record